Messenger RNA from Mytilus californianus (California mussel), 1923 nucleotides. Its product is annotated as receptor-type tyrosine-protein phosphatase epsilon-like. NCBI's taxonomy places the organism in Eukaryota, Metazoa, Mollusca, Bivalvia, Mytilida, Mytilidae. Gene Ontology annotation, molecular function: protein tyrosine phosphatase activity. Gene Ontology annotation, biological process: protein dephosphorylation. Bases 1 to 1923 code for a protein of 640 amino acids. The transcript has 18 exons. The record is from RefSeq and is a predicted model, not a curated record.
AUGUUGAUUAAGGAAUGUAUCUCCUUGAUUCAUAGCUCUGAUUGUUUGUCAGACGCAACUCAAAAUCAACACAAGAUAAAUAUUCAAAAAAAAUCAAAACCAGAUAGACAGACUACCUUUAAUAGUAAAAGAGAAACGAAUCAUGGAAACGAAUAUAUAAAUGCAGCCAUUACCUCGGAUCUAGGAGAGGUAUCUGUGUAUCUUAAGGACACAGAAGAAACAGAACUACAAUCUGAAAGCGAUGACGCUGUAUACAAAAAUUUACCGACUGAACAAUCCGUCUACAAGAUACCUAUUCGAAAUUUGAAGGAUGUUAUUAAUGAAAAACUGAAAGAUGAAGGUUUCAAGAAUGAAUACGAGAUUUUACCAAAAGGUCUUGUCCAUGCACACGUUGAAGGCUCAAAAGAAGAAAAUAAAGUUAAAAAUCGUUUCCUCACAACAUGGCCUUAUGAUCAUUCACGUAUCGUACUGAAGGGAAACGCAAGGACUGAUUAUAUCAAUGCUAGUUACAUUGACAAUUAUGACAAAGAAAAGGCAUACAUAGCAGCCCAAGGUCCUAAGAAAAAUACCGUCAGAGAUUUCUGGCAUAUGAUAUGGCAAGAACAUGUUGGUAAAAUUGUAAUGGUUACACAGCUGAAAGAGGGGAAAAGGGAUAAAUGUGUACAAUAUUGGCCUGAUGCAGUUAAUGAACCAAUGGUUGUAGACAAUUAUCGUCUCACAAUGACAAAAGAAAAAGAGCAUACCCUUUGUGUAUACAGACUGAUAAUGAUCUCCAACAAUACAGAUACGAAACAGAAAGAAAGAAAAGUUCACCAGUUUCAUUUCAUCCAAUGGCCAGACCACGGUGUCCCUGACAGCAUAAAACUGGUCCACUUUUACAGGAAAGUCAAAAGUGAACAUUGUGAUCAAAAUGGACCAAUGGAUGUACAUUGCAGCGCUGGUGUUGGAAGGACAGGAACAUUUAUUGCUACAGAUGCAUUAUAUGAGCACGGAAAGAAGGUCGGCUAUGUGGAUAUUAUGGAGUAUGUUCAGAUGAUGAGGAAAGACAGAAUGAAUAUGAUUCAAACACCUGAACAAUAUGAGACUGUAUUUGAAGCACUGCUAGAACUAUUUACAAUACCAGAAACGACUAUUCGAAAGAAAGAUUUCUGUAAAUAUAUUGAUGAUCAGGAAUGUAGGACAUUACCAAAAAACCAAAAGGUGUACAAACGAGAAUUUCAGACACUAGACAAUAUGAGGCCAUUGUAUACUGCAUCGAAUUGUAUCGCUGGAAACUUGAAAGAAAAUAUAUCCAAAAAUUCGUUAAAGAGCAUUCUUCCACAUGACAAAUUUCGACCAUACCUUAUGUCAUAUGGAAAAACAAGAACUGAUUACAUAAACGCAGUGAUUAUACCUGGAUAUAGAGAGGAAAGUCGAUUCUUCGUAACACAAUGUCCUAUGAAAGACACUGUUGUUGAUUUCUGGACAAUGAUAUAUGACCAUAAUUCCAGAAUCAUUGUGUUAUUGGACCAAGUUAACAAAAACGCAAAGUUAUGGUUAGGGAGAUCGGAAAUGCUAGUGGUCGAUGAUUUUAGCAUACUGCAAGAAGAAAAGCAUAAUGUGGAUGAGCUGGAGAUAGCAUUAAGUUAUAAGAAACAACCGGAUAAACGAAAAAUAAAUGUUUUUACGACAAGUGACUGGGAAGGUGCCACACUAGCUUCAACAAAGCUGAUGGUGGAUCUAUUGAAAAGUGUUGUUAAUUGUUGGAACUCACAGAAAUGUCCAAUUACGGUCGUAUGCAGAGAUGGUUGUUCCAAAAGUGGGUUGUUUGUUGCACUUUAUCUUAUUUUGGACAAAAUGAAAAUAGAUGAAGAGGUUGAUGUCUUUCAAGUAGUAAGGAAUAUUCAAACUAGACGUCCAGAAUUCUUGAAGAACUGUGUGUAG